GACCCAUCUCUGACUGCCUAUAGCCGGGCGCCAAACGCGGGUACCGAGACACUAAACAGUACCUCUUCCCUAUCACCGAAGACUUCAUUUCCGGGCAUCGCAAGCUGAAAAGGGAUAAAACCCUAAAAGUCUCUCCUUUUUCCUCAAAAAACCCUUAAUUUUUUUUCAAAAAAAAAAAUGAAGAAUCUCUACCCAAAAUCGAAGGGCAAAAUCCACCCAUCCCCAGCUCUCCCCUCCGCCGCCACCUCCGCCGCCGCCAGCGGCGGACGCCCUCUCCGUUCUCAAAACUCCUACCGCAGCAAUCUUCACCUUGACGGCGGCGCUUUCGUUGAAGACAAGGAGGUGGUUGCGUACCUGAUGAUACGAUCAAUCAACGGACCGCCGGACUUCACCCGCCCGCGCUUCGACUGCGGCUGCUUCGAUUGCUAUACUUUCUUUUGGUGGCGUUGGGACUGCUCGAAGGAUCGAGAGGUGAUUCACAUGGCGAUCGAGGGUUUCGAAGAGCAUCUCGCGAGCAAGGAGACGAAGAAGAAGAGGAAGAAGAGUAAAGAUGAGAGGAAACGAAAGGAGGAGAGAGAGUGGGAAAAUGAGAAAGCGGUGGAGGUUUUUGAGGUGGCGGAGGAGAAUAAGGGUUUUGAUGAAGAUGCGGUGACUUUAAGCGAGGAGAAAGAGGAUGAGAUAGAAACUAAUGAGGAGGCGGUGGAGAUAUCGGGAUGUUUAACUCGCGUUUAUGGAGCCUUUGGAGUCCGGGAGCCUGAGUUUUUUUAGCGAAGUUCAGGUCUUUUUGAUAUUUUGCAAAAAGGGCGAAAGCUUAAUUUUUUUCAAAAUUUAGUGUUGUUUUCUUGCAUGGGUGUUGUUCUAGUUCUGUAAAUUUAGUUUUUGUGGCCGGGGGGUUCGUCCUGCCGGGUAUGGAGCUGAAAUCUUUUUGCAGAAAAGUCCUCGGUUGUAUUAUAUUUGCAGCGGCUAUAGGGACUAAAAUAUUACGGUGAUGGCCUCUUGAUGCUUAUCUUUAAGCGCAUAUUACGAGAACCGCCUUGUGUAUAUGCAAUGGCGAGGGUUGAGGGUAUUUUGCGGAUUUUUGUGUAAUUAUGGGUACGGGAAUUUUUGGAUUAGGUUGAGUAAUUCCAGUGUUGUGAUUUCCAGGCAAAUCGCUUUAUUUAUGUUGAGGGUAAUGUUUCUGUUCUAGGAAACAGUGGCAAUGAAAUUUUGGUGGUGUUUUCAAUA
This is a messenger RNA of Asparagus officinalis (garden asparagus), 1224 nucleotides long. RefSeq lists its product as uncharacterized. The transcript is spliced from 2 exons. Bases 178 to 768 code for a protein of 196 amino acids. The record is from RefSeq and is a predicted model, not a curated record. Lineage: Eukaryota; Viridiplantae; Streptophyta; Magnoliopsida; Asparagales; Asparagaceae.